GAGAUUUUUAAGGAUGGUGGUCCAGUAUUAGCGGUGCACAUGGGCUCCAGUAUCCUGCGGGAACAAAUGGCGUAUGAACUAGUCUUUGGUCACCGGCUUCCAUGGGACUGCAUCUCCUCACGAUGCCCCACUGCCUUGUGGGUCAGACCUUUUAGGCCAAAGGCUCGGGGUGUGGUCCCCUAAGAAAACCACCUAUUUCGAUCUGGGCAUCCGGGCAGUAUCACAGUCCACACACACAUAAGUAUGGUGUGGCGCAUAUAUAUUUGGUGCCCUUUUGUACCAAUAUUUAUGUGUUGAAUUAAAUGAAUAUUUAGCGGUGAGAUCAACUGAGGUCUUAGGUAGAAUCUGGAAACUGGGACGUAAUCCCAUCUGACUGGUCUCAAUCACUGAUUUUGCCAGUCUAUAAGGAAGUAAAAACGUCCUCUUGUGACAAUCACAGAGGAAUCAGUUUGACUAAUAUAGUGUCUAAAAUAUUAGCCUCAAUAAUACUUCGACGCCUAACCAAAGCUCGUGAAAAACAGACUAGAGAAAACCAGGCUGGUUUUCGACCUGGACGUGGUUGUGUAGACCAGAUAUUCACACUACGUCAGGUUCUAGAACACAGACACACAUUCAGACACCCCACAAUGGUAGUAUUUCUCGACCUUAAGGCGGCAUUCGACUCUGUUGAUCGUGGGGUUCUAUGGCAGUGUUUGUCACUGAAAGGAGUACCAAAGAAGUACAUUAACCUUGUAAAGGCUCUCUACUCGAACACAACUGGUAGAGUGAGAGCUUAUGGCGAACUGUCAUCAGAAUCGAUUACCUCAAGUGGUGUUCAUCAGGGCUGUCCACUCUCUCCAUUCUUGUUCGACUUUGUCGUUGAUGUGCUUUUAGAGAUAUCACUUUCCUCAUCUGACUUUACAGGGGUUAAACUUCUACCAUGAGGUUCACUUGUUGACUUAGAGUAUGCUGAUGACAUAGUUUUAUUUGGUGAAGACGCUGACAAAAUGCAGAGUUUUCUGACCACUCUAAGCAACAAUUCAAGCAUGUUCGGGAUGCGAUUCUCUCCCUCGAAAUGCAAAAUGUUGCUUCAGGAUUGGGUUGCAUUGACACCCGAACUAAUGAUAGGGAGUGAAGUAAUUGAGCGUGUCGAUCGCUUCACUUAUCUUGAAAGUCUCAUCAGCCCUCGUGGUCUGGUGUGUGACGAAAUCUCAGCACGGAUACAGAAGGCUCGACUAGCUUUUGCCAACUUGCGUCAUUUAUGGCGUAGGCGAGAUAUCCGUCUAUCAAACAAAGGACGGGUUUAUUGCGCAGCAGUUCGUUCUGUCCUACUUUAUGGCAGUGAAACAUGGCCGAUAGGAGUAGAGGAUAUCUGUAGGUUACUAGUAUUUGAUCAUAGAUGUCUUCGAAAUAUUGCUCGUAUAUCCUGGGACCAUCGAGUAAGUAAUGCAGUUGUUAGGAAAGAGGUACUAGGUAAGAAUGGCAAAAUCAUUUGAUGAUGUAGUGAAACUUCAUCAGUUGAGAUGGCUGGGACACUUGUUACGUAUGCCCAACAACCGACUGCCUCGACGUACUAUGUUAAAUGGUAUAGGAGUAGGUUGGAAGAAAGCUAAGGGCGGCCAGACCAAAACAUGGCACAAGUCCAUGAAGUCACUGACAAGUGAACUGAGUCAUGUUGGUAGGUGUAGACUACCUGGUUGGGGACCGCGAGAUGAUAGCAACCGAUGGUUAGAGACCCUGAAUGACAUGGCUCAAAAUUGUUUGCAAUGGCGCAGGUGCAUCCACUCUCUGUGUUCUCCCAAAUUAUAAUCUUCUGAAUUCUUCAUGUCCUUUUUUCCUCUUUCCAAGUUUAUUUCAGUGUAUUAUACUCCUUGACUAACAUCUUCAAACCCUAAUCUUUCCAAUUACUGUUUAUAUUGUUACUACCUCUACCACAACGGAAUUUGUGUCGACUGCAUUUCUGUGCUAAUAUGGUGUGGCAACUCGAACUGAUGUACGUACGUACGAAGUUCUACGUUGUUACUGACUGACUGAAAAAUAAAUGGUUGUCUGAGCACAGUUGCAGCAGACGAUCACCAUUAUCUGUUCGCUGAACCGGAAUAGUAAAAUACUCACCUAAAUGUCUUUCUGCGUGGUUUCAGCUACUUACCUGAGCCUUAAAGUCAUCUGCUAUGAGUGCUGUCUGAACCGUUAGCUUUCUGAAGGUUUUCAGAAGGGAGCGUAGGCAGAAACGACAAAAAGCCAAUGUGUGUCCCCACCCUUCGGAGUUCUCAUGUAGCCGUUUAACUGAACAACACAUAGGCGACUGUUAACGGGGAUCCACUCUAAUAGUGCUUGUUCCGCCUUCAUACUCAGUGCUAUGCCCACACCUGCCAGUUCACGAGAACUAGCCAUCGGGUCUCCAAAUACACGCAGAGUGUAUCUCGUCGGCUCUCCGUUUCGCCGAGGUGAGUUCAAGUGAAUGACCACACUAGGAUCGGAGUAAUUCUUCCAUAUCCAUAUGCUCUCUCGACUAUUGCAUAUGAGUUCUCAUGCUUUUCAAAAUCUUAACUAGCCUGUAGACCACGUUUGGUCAUAUAUUGUCGUCAUUUUCGCGUGAAGUAUGUCGUAUGUAUUGUUAAAAUUGUAAGGUGUAUAAACCAUAGUAAUGUCCUAUACUUCCUGUAUUCCAAAACAAAUCGAAUUUGUUUGAACUGUCUGGGUCACAUCAAUUGCUGUGUACAUACACUAUACUGAGAAAUGAUUUCUGACUUUGAUCCACAUAUUUUGUAUGAUAUGUAUAAUGUGCUAUUCUGUCUUCUUCACAUCUUCAAACGCAGUUUGUUGUUUUAAAAUGUCUUUUCUACCCCUUAAACCAUAUUUCCACACUUUCUUAAGGAAUAAUCCACAAUUAUAUGAGUUUUUGGAGUCAUCUCUUCGCCAUAAAUCGGAGAUGGUCAUAUAUGAAGCAGCUCGAGCAAUAAUUAGCCUCCGAAACUUAACAGCUAAAGAGUUAGCACCUGCUGUGGGUGUUUUACAACUGCUUUGUACGUCUUCCAAACCUGCGUUACGAUAUGCUGCUGUACAUACGUUAAAUGCUGUCGCCAGUAAUCAUCCUGCAGCGGUAACUGCAUGUAAUCUCGAUCUUGAGCAACUAAUCGGUGAUCCUAAUAGAAGCAUCGCAACACUUGCAAUAACAACUUUACUAAAGGUAAGUGAUUAAAACUGCGGUAGACUACUAGCUUCAUUUUUAUUUGUGAUUCCCACCAUGAUCAGAAUCUGCACAAACCGUGGUCGGUAGCAGUUAGCAAUUCCCAAGCGACCUUCAGUAAUCAAUAUCAUAACUGAUGUUGGCGGCCAUAAACUAUCUAAAAUCAAGACAGGUAAAUAUUGGUUUUCUGAUUCAACGUACUUGGCUUGUACUUGGUACACUAUUGUGCCCUUUCAACGAUCGUAGAUCUAAUUUAAGACCUACAAGGUAAAAACAGACAUGGAAACACCACACCGAUCUAUACUUUAUUGUUGUAGAUUCUUUAGUUGCCCAGAGCUUAAACAUAGGGUUUCUUUUAAGCUAGUUCAGUGGUUUGCCUAAAGUGAUUGGUAAUUUAUUCCCAUUCUGUAGGAUUUUCGUUAUAUAAAACAUCGGUUUGUAGGAGUAUGGAUAAUUAAUACUAUUGUGAAUACUCAACAUCGAUUCACUUUUUUACUUUCUUAUUUUUCUGGUUUUCUCUUUCAACGUUAUUGAAAUGUGUGAGAACUCAAUUUGGCGCAAUAUAACUUGUAAUGUGCAAUAGUUAUAGACUAUAUGGAAUUACACAGCUUAGAAUAUUAUUUAUUAAAUUUUUUAGACGGGCAACGAGUCGAAUGUUGAACGUUUGCUAAAACAUGUAUCUCCGUUCAUGGGUGAAAUAAGCGAUGAGUUUAAAAUAGUCGUAUUGGAAUCUAUCCAUGCAUUAGCAACAAAGUACCCCAAAAAGUAUACAGUGUUAUUAAACUUUUUAUCUGGACUUCUUCGUGAUUCGGCUGGAUACACUUUUAAGAAAGCAGUUGUGGUUGCUAUCGAAUCAAUUAUCAAACAAAUUCCAGAAGCUAAAAGUAUAGGUUUGUUACAAUUAUGUGACUUCAUAGAGGAUUGUGAACAUGUUAAACUAACACAGCGUAUACUCCAUCUGUUGGGGCGGGAGGGACCCUACCUCAAACGUCCUCGUCAAUUUACUCGUUACAUUUACAAUAGAGUUAUGCUCGAAUCAGCUCCCAUUAAGUGCACAGCUACAACAGCUCUGGCAAGGUUUGCUGCACACAAUGAGGAAUUACUUCCGAGUAUUCUUGUACUUCUUAAACGAAUUAUGAUUGAUGAAGAUGAUGAGGUUCGUGAUCGCGCAGCUUUCUACCACUAUAUUUUAUCACAUAACCAAGUAGCGUUAAAAUCUGCUUACCUUUUAAGUGAAGAAAUGCAUCUAAGUCCAUCUGGUUUAGAGCGUGCUUUAUUGGAUUAUGUGCACAACUCACACACAGUUGCUGGUAGUCCUUUCUCUUUGGCGACAGUCCCAAUAGCUGAUAUUGUUCAGCCAAAUGAUCUUAGUUCUGCCAUUGAAUCGGAUGUUGUAAAGAUUAAAGCUAAAUCUAAUACGAUGGCUGGUGAAGGUCGAAACGCAUCACUUGCUUCUCAGAUGUCAGGAAAACGUAUUCAAGAUUCAUUUGCUGAGCAGCUGGCAUCUAUACCCGAAUUUUCUGGUCUUGGCUCCAUAUUCAAAUCUUCUUCCUUAGUAGAAUUAACUGAAUCUGACACUGAAUAUGUAGUAUCAUGCAUAAAACAUUUAUUCUCAAGGCAUUUAGUCUUGCAGUUUGAUUGUGUCAAUACAAUGGCAGACCAAGUCUUGGAGAAUGUCUAUGUUUCGUGUGAGCCGGACGAUCCCAUGUUUAACAUUGUCUGCACAGUACCUUGCAAAAGCUUAAAAUAUAAUUCUCCCGCUGUGACGUAUGUUCUAGUUGAGUUGCCGGAGGAUCUAGAAUGUCAUUCUGCUACAUUUAUCAACAUAUUGAAAUUUACUAUCAAAGAUAUUGACUCUGAUCCUUCGGAUCCUGGUUUGCCAGACGAAUAUCAAUUGGAAGACCUGGUCCUAGGUAUUUCAGACCAUAUUCAACGUGUUUCGAAACAGAACUUUACAUUGGCUUGGCAGGAACUCAGUCCUGAAACUGAAGUAGAGGAAACGUAUAUGCUGGUGAAGCACAAAACUAUUAAAGAAACGAUGCGUCAAAUUAUCGAACACCUUGGACUUCAGCCUUGUGAUCAAACUGAUCAUAUGCCUCAUGAAGGAAAGUCAUCUCAUCAGCUCCUUCUGUCCGGAGUAUAUCGUGGUGGGUACCAAGUUUUGGCCUUAUGUAAACUUGCUAAAGUAUUGUCUGAUGCAUCUCUUCAUUCAAACGAACAGGGUGUAACUUUCCAAAUCACAGUACGUUCAUCUGAUCCCGUUGUUAGCCGAAUAAUAGCUGAUGCCAUCGGUUGAGUUCCCAUACUGAAAGGCUUCCUUAUUACUAUAUGACAUAUCCUACUUAUGUAUUGUAUUAUUUCUUUGUUUCUUACAUUGGACUAUUGGUAAUCGCUUUGUUUACAAAUUUAAUCAAACUACAAGGUUGUUGCUAACAACACUCGUUGAAAAGCUGUGAUUUCUUUCUUGUUAAUAAUAAAUCUUUAUUUUGCAAUCUCUGAAUAUGCAAUACAGGAUUCAAAGUUUUA
Messenger RNA from Schistosoma bovis, 5695 nucleotides. The record is from the annotation of a GenBank genome assembly. Lineage: Eukaryota; Metazoa; Platyhelminthes; Trematoda; Strigeidida; Schistosomatidae.